AUGGUCUACCCCCGCUACCUCACGGGGCUGUUGCGAGCCUCAGAUGUGGCAUGGCGUGAAGGUGCUUGCUGUUUCCUUGACCGCCUGGAUACCUGGUUUGAGCGCAUCAGCAUGUUGGUUAUCCUUCUCAACUGUGUGACCCUGGGCAUGUUCCGGCCAUGUGAGGACAUCGCCUGUGACUCGCAGCGUUGCCGGAUCCUGCAGGCCUUCGAUGACUUCAUCUUUGCCUUCUUCGCCGUGGAGAUGGUGGUGAAGAUGGUGGCCUUGGGCAUCUUCGGGAAAAAGUGUUACCUGGGAGACACUUGGAACCGGCUUGAUUUCUUCAUCGUCAUUGCAGGGAUGCUGGAGUAUUCGCUGGACCUUCAGAACGUCAGCUUCUCAGCUGUCAGGACAGUCCGUGUGCUGCGACCGCUCAGGGCCAUUAACCGGGUGCCCAGAUAUCUCCUCUUCCUGUCCCCACCCCAACAGGUGGGCUCCUUCUUCAUGAUCAACCUGUGCCUGGUGGUGAUCGCCACGCAGUUCUCAGAGACCAAGCAGCGGGAGAGCCAGCUGAUGCGGGAGCAGCGCGUGCGCUUCCUGUCCAAUGCCAGCACCCUGGCCAGCUUCUCGGAGCCAGGCAGCUGCUACGAGGAGCUGUUGAAGUACCUGGUGUAUGUCCUCCGGAAAGCGGCCCGCAGGCUGGCCCAGGUCUCCCGGGCGGCGGGUGUGCGGGCCGGGCUGCUCAGCAGCCCGGUGCCGCGCGGCGGCCAGGAGCCCCAGCCCGGCGGCAGCUGCUCUCGCUCCCACCGCCGUCCGUCUGUCCACCACCUGGUUCACCACCACCACCACCAUCACCACCACUACCACCUGGGCAACGGGACGUUGCGGGCCCCCCGGGCCAGCCCGGAGAUCCAGGACAGGGAUGCCAAUGGGGCCCGCCGGCUGAUGCUGCCACCGCCCUCGACGCCCGCCCUCUCCGGGGGCCCCCCGGGGGGCGCAGAGUCCGUACACAGCUUCUACCACGCUGACUGCCGCCUGGAGCCGGUCCGCUGUCAGGCACCCCCUCCCAGAUCGCCGUCCGAGGCGUCGGGCAGGACCGUGGGCAGCGGGAAGGUGUACCCCACGGUGCACACCAGCCCUCCCCCAGAGAUGCUGAAGGAGAAGGCGCUAGUGGAGGCGGCCCCCACCUCUGGACCCCCCACCCUCACCAGCCUCAACAUCCCGCCCGGGCCCUACAGCUCCAUGCACAAGCUGCUAGAGACACAGAGCACAGGCGCCUGCCAAAGCUCUUGCAAGAUCUCCAGCCCUUGCUUGAAGGCGGACAGUGGAGCCUGUGGCCCAGACAGCUGCCCCUACUGUGCCCGGGUGGGGGCAGGGCAGGUGGAGCUCGCCGGCCACGAGAUGCCUGACUCAGACAGCGAGGCAGUUUAUGAGCUCACACAAGACGCCCAGCACGGUGAUCUCCGGGACCCUCACAGCCGGCACCGACAGAGUCUAGGGCUGGACGCAGAGCCCAACUCUGUGCUGGCCUUCUGGAGGCUGAUCUGUGACACUUUCCGGAAGAUCGUGGACAGCAAGUACUUUGGUCGGGGAAUAAUGAUUGCUAUCCUGGUCAACACCCUCAGCAUGGGCAUCGAGUACCAUGAACAGCCCGAGGAGCUCACCAACGCCCUGGAAAUCAGCAACAUCGUCUUCACCAGCCUCUUUGCCCUGGAGAUGCUGCUGAAGCUGCUCGUGUACGGUCCCUUUGGCUACAUCAAGAACCCCUACAACAUCUUCGAUGGCGUCAUCGUCGUCAUCAGCGUGUGGGAGAUCGUGGGCCAGCAGGGGGGUGGCCUGUCGGUGCUGCGGACCUUCCGCCUGAUGCGGGUGCUGAAGCUGGUGCGCUUCCUGCCGGCGCUGCAGCGACAGCUGGUGGUGCUCAUGAAGACCAUGGACAACGUGGCCACCUUCUGCAUGCUGCUCAUGCUCUUCAUCUUCAUCUUCAGGUGAGGGCAGGGGCGGCCUCCGCGCCGGCUGGGAGGAGGGCCUGAGGGGCAGGGGGUCCUCUGCCCACAGAUCCUGACCCAGGAGGACUGGAACAAGGUACUCUACAAUGGAAUGGCCUCCACGUCGUCCUGGGCUGCUCUUUAUUUCAUUGCCCUCAUGACCUUCGGCAACUACGUGCUCUUUAAUCUGCUCGUCGCCAUUCUGGUGGAGGGCUUCCAGGCGGAGGAAAUCAGCAAACGGGAAGAUGCGAGUGGACAGUUAAGCUGUAUUCAGCUGCCUGUCGACUCCCAGGGGGGAGAUGCCACCAAGUCCGAGUCAGAGCCCGAUUUCUUCUCACCCAGCCUGGAUGGUGACGGGGACAGGAAGAAGCGCUUGGCCUUGGUGUCCCUGGGAGAGCACCCGGAACUGCGGAAGAACCUGCUGCCGCCUCUUAUCAUCCACACGGCCGCCACGCCCAUGUCGCUCCCCAAGAGUUCCAGCACCGGCCUGGCCGAGGCGCUGGGCCCCGCCUCCCGCCGCACCAGCAGCAGCGGGUCUGCUGAGCCAGGGGCGGCCCAUGAGAUGAAGUCACCGCCGAGCGCCCGCAGCUCUCCGCACAGCCCCUGGAGCGCGGCAAGCAGCUGGACCAGCAGGCGCUCCAGCCGGAACAGCCUGGGCCGCGCCCCCAGCCUGAAGCGAAGGAGCCCGAGUGGGGAACGGCGCUCCCUGCUGUCGGGCGAGGGCCGGGAGAGCCAGGACGAGGACGAGAGCUCGGAAGAGGAGAGAGCCAGCCCGGCGGGCAGCGACCGUCGCCACAGGGGCUCCCUGGAGCGGGAGGCCAAGGGCUCCUUUGACCUGCCGGACACGCUGCAGGUGCCCGGGCUGCACCGCACAGCCAGUGGCCGCAGCUCGGCCUCCGAGCACCAGGACUGCAAUGGCAAGUCGGCCUCGGGGCGCCUGGCCCGGGCCCAGCGGCCCGACGCCCCCCCACUGGAUGGGGACGAUGGCGAUGACGAGGGCAACCUGAGCAGAGGGGAACGGAUGAGAGUGUGGAUCCGAGCCCGGCUGCCCGCCUGCUGCCGGGAGCGAGACUCCUGGUCCGCCUAUGUCUUCUCUCCUCAGUCAAGGUUCCGCCUCUUCUGUCACCGAAUCAUCACCCACAAGAUGUUCGACCAUGUGGUCCUUGUCAUCAUCUUCCUCAACUGCAUCACCAUCGCCAUGGAGCGUCCCAAGAUCGACCCCCACAGCGCUGAACGCAUCUUCCUGACCCUCUCCAAUUACAUCUUUACCGCAGUCUUUCUGGCAGAGAUGACCGUGAAGGUGGUUGCGCUGGGCUGGUGCUUCGGGGAGCAGGCGUACCUGCGUAGCAGCUGGAACGUUCUCGACGGGCUACUGGUGCUCAUCUCCAUCAUCGACAUCCUGGUGUCCAUGGUCUCCGACAGCGGCACCAAGAUCCUGGGCAUGUUGAGGGUGCUGAGGCUGCUGCGGACCCUGCGCCCACUCAGGUGAGCCCCCAGCCGUGCGCAGGGCCCUCGGCUGGUGAGUUCCCUUGGCCACAGCUCACUUCGCUCUGUCUCUGGGGAUGUUUGUGCCCAGCUCUUCAAAGGGAAGUUCUUCGUGUGCCAGGGCGAGGACACCAGGAACAUCACCAACAAAUCGGACUGUGCUGAGGCCAGUUACCGGUGGGUCCGGCACAAGUACAACUUUGACAACCUCGGCCAGGCCCUGAUGUCCCUGUUCGUGCUGGCCUCCAAAGAUGGCUGGGUGGACAUCAUGUACGACGGGCUGGAUGCCGUGGGUGUGGACCAACAGCCCAUCAUGAACCACAACCCCUGGAUGCUGCUAUACUUCAUCUCGUUCCUGCUCAUUGUGGCCUUCUUUGUCCUGAACAUGUUUGUGGGCGUGGUGGUGGAGAAUUUCCACAAGUGUCGGCAGCACCAGGAGGAGGAGGAGGCCCGGCGGCGGGAGGAGAAGCGUCUGCGGAGACUGGAGAAAAAGAGAAGGAGUAAGGAGAAGCAGAUGGCUGAUCUAAUGCUGGACGAUGUAAAUGCUUCCGGCAGCUCCUCCAGCGCGGCGCCAGAGGCCCAGUGCAAACCCUACUAUUCAGACUACUCUCGCUUCCGGCUCCUCGUUCACCACUUGUGCACCAGCCAUUAUCUGGAUCUCUUCAUCACGGGUGUCAUCGGGCUGAAUGUGGUCACCAUGGCCAUGGAGCACUACCAGCAGCCCCAGAUCCUGGACGAGGCCCUGAAGAUCUGCAACUACAUCUUCACCAUCAUCUUUGUGUUAGAGUCAGUCUUCAAACUCGUGGCCUUUGGCUUCCGUCGGUUCUUCCAGGACAGGUGGAACCAGCUGGACCUGGCCAUCGUGCUGCUGUCCAUCAUGGGCAUCACGCUGGAGGAGAUCGAGGUCAAUGCCUCGCUGCCCAUCAACCCCACCAUCAUCCGCAUCAUGAGGGUGCUACGCAUUGCCCGAGUGCUGAAGCUGCUGAAGAUGGCCGUGGGCAUGCGGGCACUGCUGGAUACGGUCAUGCAGGCCCUGCCCCAGGUGGGGAACCUGGGACUUCUCUUCAUGUUGUUGUUUUUCAUCUUUGCAGCUCUGGGUGUGGAGCUCUUUGGAGACCUGGAGUGUGACGAGACGCACCCCUGCGAGGGCCUGGGCCGGCAUGCCACUUUUCGGAACUUUGGCAUGGCCUUCCUGACCCUCUUCCGAGUCUCCACAGGUGACAAUUGGAAUGGCAUUAUGAAGGUCUACUGA
Molecule: messenger RNA, 4704 nt
Organism: Puma concolor (puma)
Lineage: Eukaryota; Metazoa; Chordata; Mammalia; Carnivora; Felidae
Source: RefSeq, a predicted model, not a curated record